Molecule: messenger RNA, 504 nt
Organism: Paraglomus brasilianum
Lineage: Eukaryota; Fungi; Glomeromycota; Glomeromycetes; Paraglomerales; Paraglomeraceae
Source: the annotation of a GenBank genome assembly
AUGCUACUAUUGAUGGAUCAAGAACAGCUUAUCGGGAUAACGGACCAAAAUACAAAAUUAUUAGAGAAAAACAGAAUUCUGAGAACUUCUCAUGAACUGUUAGUCCGCACUAUUUUGACGAUGCUGUGGGUGCCAAGGACACUAUUGACAUUUACUGAUAAUGCGGGCGCUGAGGGCCAUAGCGAUGAUUCUAGUGCGGGUGCCGAAGGCCAUAGCGAUAAUGCCGGAGCGGCUGAAAAAUUGUGCUUUUCUAAUUCUUUUUCUUGUAUGCCUUGUCCAGUUGCUGUCUUAACAACUGUAAUUCGGUUUCCAGUCGUAAUUUCUCUGCCCGAUCAUUUCUGCCUUCUUUCCGCUGCUGCUUACUACAAUGCUCGAUGCUGGGAUUACGACUGGGAUUACGACUGGGAUUACGACUGGGAUUACGACUGGGAUUAUACUCGUCGACGCCGGGAUUAUUAUACUCGAUGGCGGACUCCUCCUCUACUGACUGGACGACUGUUCUAA